GCGCCGGCGGGGCCGCGCUGCCGCCAUGGCCGACAUGGCGGAUCUGUUCGGCAGCGACGCGGACUCGGAGCCCGAGCACAAAGAUUCCGAUUCUGGCUCGGAUUCAGAUUCUGAGAACGCCGGCUCCGGGAGCAAUGCUUCUGGCAGCGACAGUGACCAGGAUGAUGACAGGGAGGCAGUAAAGCCCAGUAACAAGGAGCUAUUUGGAGAUGACAGCGAGGAUGAGGGGGCAUCCCAUCACUCAGGGAGUGACAACCACUCUGAGAGAUCCUACCAGCGCUCUGAGGCCUCGGGGCACUCGGAGCACGAGGACAACGAGCAGUCGGACGGGGACCAGCACAGCGCUUCCGAGGCCGCGCACGACGACGACGAGGACGACCGUGAGCACGGCUCGGAGGAAGGCAGCCACCAUUCAGAGGGAGAUGGCUCUGAGAAAGCGCACUCAGAGGAUGAGAAGUGGGGCAAGGAGGACAAAAGUGAUCAGUCAGAUGAUGAGGAGAGGCAGCAGAACUCUGAUGAUGAGGAGAGACAGCAGAACUCUGAUGAUGAGGAGAAAGUGCAGAACUCGGAUGAAGAUGAAAGGCCACAGGUGUCUGAUGAUGAGGAAAGACUCCAGAACUCAGAUGAAGAGAAAAUGCAGAACUCUGAUGAUGAGGAAAGGCCACAGGCCUCAGAUGAGGAGAAGAUGCAGAACUCUGAUGAUGAGGAAAGGGCCCAGCACUCUGAUGAGGAGGAGCAAGAGCACAAAUCUGUAGAGUCUGCAAGGGGCAGCGAUAGCGAGGAUGAAGUUCUGCGAAUGAAGCGGAAGAAACCAAUUGCAUCAGAUUCAGAGGCAGAGAGUGACACAGAAGGGCAGAAAGAGCAUGCAGAUGUCAUGGACCUGUUUGGAGGUGCUGAUGACAUUUCCUCAGGCAGUGAUGGAGAAGACAAGCCACCAACCCCAGGACAGCCCAUUGAUGAGAAUGGACUGAGUCAAGAACAGCAGGAAGAAGAGCCUAUUCCAGAGACCAGAAUAGAGGUAGAAAUACCAAAAGUAAACACAGACUUGGGUAAUGAUUUGUAUUUUGUGAAGCUGCCCAACUUCCUCAGUGUGGAGCCCAGACCUUUUGAUCCCCAGUAUUAUGAAGAUGAAUUUGAAGAUGAGGAGAUGCUUGAUGAAGAGGGUAGAACUAGGUUAAAACUCAAGGUAGAAAACACAAUACGAUGGCGGAUGCGACGAGACGAGGAGGGGAAUGAGAUCAGAGAAAGCAAUGCACGGAUAGUUAAAUGGUCAGAUGGAAGCAUGUCCCUGCACUUGGGCAAUGAGGUCUUUGACGUGUACAAGGCGCCGCUACAAGGAGAUCACAAUCAUUUGUUCAUCAGACAAGGGACAGGUCUGCAAGGACAGGCUGUGUUCAAGACCAAGUUAACCUUCAGGCCACACUCUACCGACAGUGCCACUCACAGGAAGAUGACUCUGUCUCUGGCAGACAGAUGUUCAAAGACUCAGAAAAUUCGUAUUUUGCCAAUGGCAGGCCGUGAUCCAGAGUCUCAGCGCACAGAAAUGAUCAAGAAAGAAGAGGAGAGGCUGAGGGCGUCCAUCCGCAGGGAGUCGCAGCAGCGGCGCAUGCGGGAGAAGCAGCACCAGCGCGGGCUCAGCGCCAGCUACCUGGAGCCCGACCGCUACGACGAGGAGGACGAGGGCGACGACGCCAUCAGCCUGGCAGCUAUCAAAAACAGAUACAAAGGUGGCAUCAGAGAAGAACGUGCUAGAAUCUACUCUUCUGACAGUGACGAAGGCUCAGAUGAAGAUAAAACCCAAAGAUUACUCAAGGCAAAGAAACUUAAUAGUGAUGAGGAAGGUGAACCUUCUGGAAAGAGAAAAGCAGAUGAUGAUGACAAAGCAAGUAAGAAGCCUAAGAAAUACGUGAUCAGUGAUGAAGAGGAAGAAGAUGAUGAUUAAUAUUAAGGAAGCGCAGCAAUUGAUUUUUUUUUUUGUUUUUUUUAAUAUAUAUAUGUUUAUAUAUAUUGUACAGAUCUGUUAGAGCACAGAUGUAAGUAACCAUAAGGGACUUAUUUUGAUAAAGGAAAAUUCCUAAGUCUGCGUUGCUGGUGUGAAUAAAGUUUUUUUGACUUCCUUUGA
Catharus ustulatus (Swainson's thrush) is the source of this 2122-nucleotide messenger RNA. It is a transcript of the gene LEO1, whose product is annotated as LEO1 homolog, Paf1/RNA polymerase II complex component. Gene Ontology annotation, biological process: transcription elongation by RNA polymerase II; positive regulation of transcription elongation by RNA polymerase II. Bases 26 to 1942 code for a protein of 638 amino acids. The record is from RefSeq and is a predicted model, not a curated record. Gene Ontology annotation, molecular function: RNA polymerase II C-terminal domain phosphoserine binding. NCBI's taxonomy places the organism in Eukaryota, Metazoa, Chordata, Aves, Passeriformes, Turdidae. The transcript is spliced from 12 exons. Gene Ontology annotation, cellular component: Cdc73/Paf1 complex; nucleus.